CAGCCCUAUAUAAAUUGCACAUAGUUUAAAGAAUCACACAAAAAACAAAUCGGGAUUAAUGUAUUCUAAAUUUGUAUAGUAGGUUGUAGUUGUACAGAUAGGAAGUAGUUGUUGAUCUAUGGAAUAUUAAAUGUUUAACCUUUCCUUCUACAGAGAGACGAUAUCAUCACAAAAAAAUUAGGAUAAAAAGAGUAGACCAUUCGUUAGAGAGUGUGAGUGAGGUCAUAUAUAGCUAGCUAGUCUGAUACGAAGAGAGGUUCAUCAAUUUGAUAAGGAGGCAAUUUGGAGAAUUAAUGGAGACACCAGGAGGAAUAAAGAUAGGUGCUUCCUUGUUUGUACCUAAUGUUCAGGAAUUGGCAAAACAACCGCUUGCUGAAGUCCCAGCUCGAUACAUACGCAAUGAUCAGGACCUCAUGGCUGAUGUCUGUGCUAUGUCUAUGAUAGAUCAAAAGGUACCUGUUAUCGAUUUGCAGAAAUUACUAUCUCCAGCGCCCAUCGUCGGAGAUUUAGAAUUGGAGAGGCUGCACUCUGCUUGCAAAGAAUGGGGUUUCUUUCAGGUGGUAAACCAUGGAGUCGACACUUUAUUUGUGGAGAAAACGAAAUCAGAAAUUCAAGGUUUCUUCGAUCUCCCAAUGGAUGAGAAAAAGAAAUUUUGGCAGUUAGAAGGAGAUAUGGAAGGAUUUGGACAAGUCCAUGUAAAAACAGAAGACCAAAAGCUUGAUUGGGGGGAUAUGUUUUUCAUGCUCACUCUUCCUCGACAUAUGAGAAAGCCCCGGCUAUUUCCCAAACUCCCUCUACGUCUCAGGGAGACAAUUGAAUCCUACUCAUUGCAGUUGAGUAAACUAAGCAUGACCCUCCUUGAGUUGAUGGGUAAGGCUCUAGGAAUCGAGGCCAAGGUCAUGGAAGAGUUGUUUGGAGAUGGGAGACAAAUUAUAAAGAUGAAUUAUUAUCCUCCUUGUCCUCAACCAGAGAAUGUCCUCGGAAAUACACCACACUCAGAUGCUACCGGUUUAACGAUCCUCCUUCAACUCAACGAAGUGGAAGGUUUACAGAUUAGAAAGGACAAUAUGUGGGUUCCUGUUAAGCCUUUGCCUAAUGCAUUCAUAGUGAACGUUGGAGACCUCUUGCAGAUAAUGAGUAAUGGGAUUUACAGUAGUGUGGAGCACCGAGUAACGGUAAACACGACAAAGGAGAGGCUCUCAGUUGCAACAUUUCAUUGCCCUCAACUAAGCACAGAGAUAGGUCCAAUACCUGGCUUGAUCACACCCGAGACACCUGCCUUGUUCAGAAGAAUUGUGUAUGAAGAUUAUAUUAAGAAAUACUUUUCUCGUAAACUUGAAGGAAAAUCAUUCCUUGACUACAUGAGGGUAGGAGAAGGAGAUGAAGAUACUAACCCGCGUGUAUAAUUUAUGUUUAUGAAUAUUUCGUAUUUUAAUGUAUGAAUUAAUGUAAUGUUUCGCUACCGAACUCUAGUAUCAUACGGAUUGUGACUAGAGAUGUUCCGAUAUCCCGUAUGUGUGUUGUGCAUUCUUUAGCCGCAUCAUUCACUAUAUGGAUAAAAAUCAAAUCUUGUGCACUACU
This is a messenger RNA of Papaver somniferum (opium poppy), 1581 nucleotides long. Its product is annotated as codeine O-demethylase-like. The coding region runs from base 294 to 1406 and encodes 370 amino acids. NCBI's taxonomy places the organism in Eukaryota, Viridiplantae, Streptophyta, Magnoliopsida, Ranunculales, Papaveraceae. The transcript is spliced from 4 exons. The record is from RefSeq and is a predicted model, not a curated record.